Molecule: messenger RNA, 579 nt
Organism: Entrophospora sp. SA101
Lineage: Eukaryota; Fungi; Glomeromycota; Glomeromycetes; Entrophosporales; Entrophosporaceae
Source: the annotation of a GenBank genome assembly
AUGAAUACAUUUAAAAAUCUGUUGGAAACUACCCUCGAUAUUAUUGAAGAUAAUAAAAAUAAUAUUGAUGUUAUUUUUGAGGAAGAGCAAGAAAACAUUAAUAUUACUCAGGAUUAUUUAAACUCACUUAACAAUAAAAUAAAUAAUUAUAAUGAUGAUGAUGGUUCUGUUAUGGUUAUGGACGAAGAAAUAGGUGAUAUAUCAAAUGUUAAUGUGGAAUUUGAAGAAAUGACGCAGCAUUCAGCAGAAGAUUCACAACAAAGAUUAAUUGGGAAAAAUAGAAAAGGAAAAGAAAACUCGUUAUUAAUCGAUAUUUAUAAUUUCAAGGUUCAUCCUAACAUUGAUGUUUCUCACAAAUCCAUGUUAAUAUUAAAUGACUUCAUCAAUGAUAUGUUUGAGAAAAUAUCCAGUGAAGCUUCAAAACUUGCAGCCUACAAUAAACGAUCAACAAUCACUUCACAUGAUAUACAAUAUGCAAUUAAGUUAAUUUUACCUGGUGAGCUGGCUAGGAAUGCAAUAUUUGAAGGAGUGAAAGCUGUUGAUAGAUAUAACAUUUGCAAUUCAAGUUAUAUUUUAUAA